Messenger RNA from Oryza brachyantha (malo sina), 1555 nucleotides. Its product is annotated as polyol transporter 5-like. Gene Ontology annotation, cellular component: membrane. Gene Ontology annotation, biological process: transmembrane transport. Gene Ontology annotation, molecular function: carbohydrate transmembrane transporter activity. The coding region runs from base 23 to 1462 and encodes 479 amino acids. The record is from RefSeq and is a predicted model, not a curated record. Lineage: Eukaryota; Viridiplantae; Streptophyta; Magnoliopsida; Poales; Poaceae. The transcript has 2 exons.
GAGAACAUUUUGUGCUCACGCCAUGGCGAGCGGUGGUGCCGAGGUGUCCGACCUGGCGGCGGAGGCGCCGCUCCUCGUCGCGAAGCCCGGCGAGCCGCCGCGCCGGAACACGUUCGCGUUCAUCUGCGCCACGCUCGCCUCCAUGACCACCAUCCUCAUGGGCUACAAUCUCGCCCUGAUGAGCGGAGCGGAGCUGUUCAUCCGGGAGGACCUGGGGCUCGCCGACGAGCAGGUGGAGGUGCUGUCCGGCUCGAUGAACGUGUUCAUGCUCGUGUCCAUACUCACCGCCGGCUGGGUGGCGGACCACGCCGGCCGCCGCGCCACGCUCGUGCUCGCCAACGCGCUGCUCAUGGCCGGCGCGCUCGCCAUGUCGCUGGGCGGCAGCUACGCCGCGCUCAUGGCUGCGCGCUUCGUCACCAGCGUCGGGACCGGGUUCGCCGCCGUCGUCGCUCCGGUAUACGCCGUCGAGAUCUCCCCGGCGUCCUCGCGCGGGGUGCUGUCCUCCCUGCCGGAGAUAUUCAUCAACGCCGGGAUCCUGCUCAGCUACGUCGCCAACUACGCCUUCGCCGGCCUGCCGCUGCACCUCGGCUGGCGCGUCAUGUUCGCCGUUGGCGUCGUGCCGCCUGUGUUCCUCGCGGCCGGCGUGCUCGCCAUGCCGGAGUCGCCCCGGUGGCUCGCCAUGCGCGGGCGCGACGCCGACGCUCGCACCGUGCUCGCGCGCACCUCCGGCACGGCUGCCGAGGCGGACCUCCGCCUCGAGGAGAUCACGCAGGCCGUCGCGGCCCAGGGCGAGGUGACCGGCGGCGUGUGGAGGCAGCUGCUCGUCCGGCCGUCGCCGACGGUGCGGCGUAUCCUCACCAACGUCCUAUCCCUCCACUUCUUCCAGCAAGCGUCCGGCAUCGACGUGAUCGUACUCUACAGCCCGCUGGUGUUCAAGCAGGCCGGCAUGGCGUCGAACGCCGCCGUGCUGGCAGCCACCGUGGCCGUCGGCGUCGUCAAGACGUGCUUCAUCCUCGUCGCGACGCUCUUCUCCGACCGCGUCGGCCGGCGCCCGCUGCUGCUGUCCAGCGCGGCGGGCAUCGCCGUGGCGCUGGCCUCUCUGGCGCUCACCCUUUGCGUCGGCGCGCCGUCCUCGGCGCGGGCGGCGGCGUGCGUGGCGUCGGCGCUGGCGUACGUGGCGGCGUUCUCGGUGGGGCUCGGCCCGCUGGCGCCGUCGUACGGCAACGAGAUCAUGCCGCUGCGGCUGCGGGCGCAGGGCGCGAGCCUCGGCACGGCGGUGAACCGGGUGACGUGCGGCGUGCUGAGCAUGACGUUCAUCUCGGUCGCCGGCGGCAUCACCAUGGCCGGGUGCUUCUUCCUGUACGCCGGCGCGAUGGUGGCCGCGUGGGUGUUCGUAUACGUGCGGCUGCCGGAGACGAGGGGCCGGAGCCUGGAGGACAUGGACGUGCUCUUCGCCAAGUGAAUUUCACCUUGCUCUUCGAUCGAGAUGACUCCAUUGGUGGUAUUGUUGCUUGCUGCUACGAUUGUCCAAUGUAUCUAUAGUUGUGCUAUAGUA